UUCAUCAAUCAAAUCUGACGGCAAUUUCGCAAUAUAAUUAUCUUUGUAAACAGUAUCAUUUACAAGAUGAGAACACUGUCAAAUGUAUAAAAGCGACAAUUGAAAAUUAUUGGAGAACUAGGAUUCAGCCACUUUUUGAUCCAUAUUCCGAUCGAUAUUCGAACUAUGUCAUCGAUAUUGGACUGAUUGAGAAUAAAACAACCAAUCGGUACGAUUGUAUUGUGAUUGAAUUGAAUCCAUUUGAAAGAACCACGCAUCCAAGUUUAUUCGAUUGGAUCAAAGAUGCUGAUCAAUUAAAAGGAGAAACCAAUCAGCUAGAAAUACGUGUACAAACAGAUUACUAUCCAUAUAUUGAGGAUUAUAUUGAAUUUCUACUUGAAGUAAAUCAUUGUAUUAGGGUUAAUGAAGGAUCAUCUGAUCGCCCGGACACGAAACCAUAUUUUAUGUUUUUGGAUCAAAUCAAAACACAACUUUCUUCAUAA
Adineta ricciae is the source of this 482-nucleotide messenger RNA. The record is from the annotation of a GenBank genome assembly. NCBI's taxonomy places the organism in Eukaryota, Metazoa, Rotifera, Eurotatoria, Adinetida, Adinetidae.